Molecule: messenger RNA, 1050 nt
Organism: Belonocnema kinseyi
Lineage: Eukaryota; Metazoa; Arthropoda; Insecta; Hymenoptera; Cynipidae
Product: zinc finger protein 319-like
Exons: 9
Coding region: 1-921 (306 amino acids)
Biological process (GO): regulation of transcription by RNA polymerase II
Cellular component (GO): nucleus
Molecular function (GO): DNA-binding transcription factor activity, RNA polymerase II-specific; RNA polymerase II transcription regulatory region sequence-specific DNA binding
Source: RefSeq, a predicted model, not a curated record
AUGGAUGCAUCUCUUCAGGGAAAAAACGAGCUUUUAUCAAAGUACGCCCAGUAUGUAGAGGACAUCCUGGAAAAACUAACGAUAGUUAACAUUCGAUUGGCUGAGAAUAAGGGAGAGUUAGCUAAAGAGAAAGCAAAAAAUAUGGGAAUAUAUCCGCCAUAUCGAACAAGGUAUCAAUCGUCAGACAACGGUAUUGCUCAGCAAUUUCUAUCGUCUACCGCCAUUGACGCAAAUUGUCUGAACUCAGAAACAACAGAUAAAAAUCCUUUAAAACCUCAGGAAGAAGCCAGCCAAACCACUUCAGAUUUAGAAUCCGCGAAAGUAACUGAAUCUCACUCGGAGUCUCAUAAAAAAAUAAAGGCACAGCGCCUUAAGAAGAAAAUUUAUUCACGGCUUAACUGUGACAUCUGCCGUAAAAGUUUCAAAUCCAAACGGUUGAUCAACAAACAUGCAAAAGAAGAACAUCAAGAAGUUCAUUCGUCAUUUAACUGUGACAUCUGCCAUAAAAGUUUCAAAUCUAAAAAUUCGAUAUACCAACAUUUAAGAGGAGUACACCAAGAAGUUAAUUCGCCCGUGGAUUGUGACGUCUGCCAUAAAAGUUUCAAAUCUAGAAAUUCGAUAUACCAUCAUGUAAAAGGAGCACAUCAAGAAGGAGUACACAGUAGCCUCUACAUCAGAUGUGAUAUCUGUAAAAUAAAAGUUAAAGGGAAACAAGGCCUCAAAGUUCACACAAGAGAAGUGCAUUCUGAAGUACGAUUUAGAUGCAGAGCUUGUUUAAAAAGUUUGAAAUCUGCUCGCUGUUUCCGUGCACACUUCCAGAAAAUACAUAAAGGAGGGAAACAUCUAGAAAUGAUGGGUUUUGCAGAAGAGUAUAUCCCAAAAUCAACUGAUAAAAUGCCAACAUUGGAGCGGCAGAUCUAAUCAGAGGGCAAAGAAAAUACUUUAACAAAAACCCAGAUAAUCUCUAUUUUUAUCUCAUAAAAAGCCUGUCGUUUGUUUAAAAAUAAUGUUAUAAUUCUUCUAUAGAUCGUAAUUUAUUCUAUAGCUAUA